AUGGACGAAGAGCCUCUCUACGUGAACGCAAAGCAAUACUAUCGCAUCCUCAAGCGUCGUGUCGCUCGUGCCCGACUCGAAGAGGUUCACAGGCUCUCCAAACAAAGAAAGCCCUACCUGCAUGAAUCUCGCCACAAGCAUGCGAUGCGCCGGCCCCGAGGCCCAGGGGGCCGUUUCCUGACCGCUGAAGAGAUCGCGGCCCAAAAGGCGCAGCAAGAGGCAGAGGCUGGGCCCUCAGCCUCGGCCUCUGUCGACGGCGAGGGCGAGGAAGACGAUGCGGCCGACGACCCACUCAAAGACAUCGAAAUGACCAUCGAUAGCCCCGGCGAGCCCCCCAAGCCGGACAUAUCUCAAUUGCCUCAGCCUCAACAAGGCCAGUUGCCAGACACACAGCGCGAGAUCCGUGUGCCCGCAGGCGCACCAGGCCAGCCUCUGUUGCAGCCCCGCCCUCAGUCUGCCAUCUCGACCUCGUCUGCCAUCUCGACCUCGUCUGCCAUGCAGCCGACGCUCCAGCCCCAGCUCCAGGCACCUUCUACGGCGCAGGCGAUGACGCUGCAGGUACAGACUCCUCAGCCAAAACCCCAGCCGUCGCCGACUCCUAUUCCCUCGCGGGGCAUGCAACAAUCCCCACUCCCUGUGCAGUCCCACAGCCAGCCCCAGCCGCCGCAGACCGCUUCUCCGUUCAACCUCCAGCUUGGGCACACCGCUGCCCCCGUAAAUCUGAUGAGCAUGGCCUUUUCCCCGUCCAUGUCGCACCCUACGACCCCCACGCCGCUUUCCCCGUCCGACCCCCUUGACCACCUGCAAGUGCAACCGCAGGAUCCCUACCACACGCACCCGCAGCCGUCGCACCCACACCCUCAUCCGCACCCGAUGCACCCCGGUCACGGCCGUGGCCACUCUCACGCGCACUCACAUCCAGGCCAGCCGGGGCAAGCGGCGCACAGACACCCUGGACAGCCGGGACAGGUUUCCAGCUCCGUAGUCGGACAGGCCCCACCGCCGCAGGGGUCGCAGAUGCCGAUGCGCCAGCAGUACCACGCCGCGAUGCAGAUGCACCACAUCCCCCAUCCGCACGCGCACGCGCGCCACCACGCGUCGUCGAUCAACCGGCUCUAUCGCGCGCAGGGCGACCACAAUGUCAUGAACAUCUCCGCCGAGGGCAUCAAAGGCGACAUCCAGCGCCGGGGGAGCGACUCCCUCAUGCGCUUCGGGAAUGCGGCGAACUCGAAAUGA
This is a messenger RNA of Epithele typhae, 1236 nucleotides long. RefSeq names its product CCAAT-binding transcription factor (CBF-B/NF-YA) subunit B-domain-containing protein. NCBI's taxonomy places the organism in Eukaryota, Fungi, Basidiomycota, Agaricomycetes, Polyporales, Epitheliaceae. The record is from RefSeq and is a predicted model, not a curated record. The transcript is spliced from 2 exons. Gene Ontology annotation, biological process: regulation of transcription by RNA polymerase II. Gene Ontology annotation, molecular function: DNA-binding transcription factor activity, RNA polymerase II-specific; RNA polymerase II cis-regulatory region sequence-specific DNA binding. Bases 1 to 1236 code for a protein of 411 amino acids. Gene Ontology annotation, cellular component: CCAAT-binding factor complex.